UGUGUAUAUAUAUAUACACAUACAUACAAAAAUAAUCAUUCACAAAAAUAAUAAUAAGAAUAAUAAUAAUGUUUAUUACAUAACAUUUAUUAUUUUACUGAUAUGAUUACUUGGAAUUUAUCAAAAUUAUCUUCAAUCUGCAAUUUUAAUUUUAAUUUUUUUUGCGUGAGUGCAACCUUCACACCAAAGUCAUGUGCACAAGUCAAGCCUGCAUCAAAUGGGAGUAAAAAGUCAAGGAUUAGCACAAGAAUUGACGACGCACGACCGCAGACCACCCUUCUCGAAAAUGUCAAUUAGUGCAAGAAUUCAACUGGUUGACAAUUAGAAGUCAAUGUGUGUUUGACUCACACAAGAGCGGAUCUCUUCCCGUUGCGUAUCUUUGUCGAUGUUGUGAGUUUUAGGCGAUGAGUUCUUAAGCUUCUGGAGACAUUGUGUCGGUAGAGAUGGGGAAGAAUAUCAUAGAAAAGGAUACUCAAGCCUUUCUAGACGUGCUUUCCAAACAAGGAGGACCUCCAAUCUACACAUUGGCACCAAAAGAUGCUCGCGCCGUCCUGAGCGGUGCACAAGCAGGCUACGUCGAGAAAUUGUCAGCUGACGUCGAGGACAGAACCAUCCCUUUCAAGCAUCCAGUGUCGGUACGCAUCGUGCGACCGAGUGGAAACAAGAGCAAGUUGCCUGUGGCGAUGUAUUUCCACGGCGGAGGGUGGGUGCUCGGCGGCGUGGACACUCACGACCGUUUGGUCCGCAGCAUCGCGAACGGAGCCAACUGUGCGGUGGUGUUCGUCAAUUAUUCCCCUUCACCAGAAGCGCAGUACCCUAUCCCCAUCGAAGAAGCCUUUGCAGCGACCAAGUGGGUUGCGGAGAACGGGAAUGCGAUUGGUGUUGAUAGCUCGAAGCUUGCGGUCUGUGGAGACAGCGUGGGUGGCAAUAUGUCCAUUGCUGUGACCAUCAUGUGCAAGGAACGAGGCGGCCCUAAGCUUUGCUUCCAGUGCUUGUUCUACCCUGUCACCGACGCAUCGUUCGAUACCGAAUCGUAUAAGGAGUUUCACGAUGGGCCGUGGCUCACUCUUCAGGCCAUGCAGUGGUUCUGGGAUCAGUAUGCACCGGAUCACGAUGUAUGGGGGGAGCCGACUGCUUCUCCAUUGAGGGCACCGACGGAAGUAUUCAAAGGCAUGCCGCCGGCUCUCGUUAUAACUGGUGAGUUCGAUGUGCUGCGAGACGAGGGGGAGAACUUUGCGAGGAAGCUCAUUGAAGCUGGCGUGACUGUCACCGUUGCUAGAUAUCUGGGCACUAUCCAUGACUUCGUAAUGCUGAAUGCUCUCGCUCAAACGCCUGCCACAAAGGCAGCCAUUGCUCAGGCUUGUGAGUGUCUUAAGAAUGCAUACAAGUGAAACCCACCUUUGAAGGCUGUUGUUUAUUAAUCAACUCAUUGUUCA
Physcomitrium patens is the source of this 1436-nucleotide messenger RNA. RefSeq lists its product as uncharacterized. The record is from RefSeq and is a predicted model, not a curated record. Gene Ontology annotation, molecular function: hydrolase activity. NCBI's taxonomy places the organism in Eukaryota, Viridiplantae, Streptophyta, Bryopsida, Funariales, Funariaceae.